GACGUCAGUACAACGACACACGCGGCGGUCUUUUUUCUGAUUCUCCAGUGUGUGGAACGCCGAAGAGUAUACAUUUUCUUUCAGCCAAAUUUGCGACAGAUAUCAUACAGAAACAUGGCUGCGACACAAGCUCCUGUGAGAAAGCGGAUCCUGAAGGAGGAAGAUAUGACUAAAGUGGAAUUUGAGACCAGUGAAGAGGUUGAUGUGACGCCAACCUUCGAUACAAUGGGCCUGCGAGAGGACCUUCUCCGUGGGAUCUACGCUUACGGAUUUGAGAAACCGUCCGCCAUCCAACAGAGGGCCAUCAAACAGAUCAUCAAGGGCAGAGACGUGAUUGCACAGUCACAGUCUGGUACGGGUAAAACAGCCACCUUUUGCGUUUCCGUACUUCAGUGUCUGGACAUCCAGGUGCGAGAAACCCAGGCAUUGAUUUUGGCUCCAACAAGAGAGUUGGCUGGACAGAUCCAAAAGGUGUUGUUGGCUCUGGGUGACUACAUGAAUGUCCAGUGUCACGCCUGCAUCGGAGGGACCAACGUCGGCGAGGACAUCAGGAAGCUGGACUACGGACAGCACGUGGUGGCCGGCACCCCAGGACGUGUCUUCGACAUGAUCAGGCGGAGGAGUCUGAGGACUCGCGCCAUCAAGAUGCUCGUGCUGGACGAGGCCGACGAGAUGCUCAACAAAGGUUUUAAGGAGCAGAUCUACGAUGUGUACCGGUACCUGCCCCCCGCCACCCAGGUGUGCCUCAUCAGCGCCACUCUGCCCCACGAGAUCCUGGAGAUGACCAACAAGUUCAUGACAGACCCCAUCCGCAUCCUGGUCAAACGUGAUGAGUUGACUCUGGAAGGCAUCAAGCAGUUCUUUGUGGCCGUGGAGCGUGAGGAGUGGAAAUUUGACACACUGUGCGACCUCUACGACACACUCACCAUCACACAGGCCGUCAUCUUCUGUAAUACCAAGAGGAAGGUGGACUGGCUGACGGAGAAGAUGAGGGAGGCCAACUUCACCGUGUCCUCCAUGCACGGAGACAUGCCCCAGAAGGAGCGCGAGUCCAUCAUGAAGGAGUUCCGCUCCGGAGCCAGCCGCGUGCUGAUCUCCACAGACGUGUGGGCUCGAGGUCUGGAUGUACCGCAGGUGUCCCUCAUCAUCAACUACGACCUGCCCAACAACAGAGAGUUGUACAUCCAUAGGAUUGGUCGAUCCGGUCGUUACGGCCGUAAGGGUGUGGCCAUCAACUUUGUGAAGAACGACGACAUCCGCAUCCUGCGAGACAUUGAGCAGUACUACUCCACACAGAUAGAUGAGAUGCCCAUGAACGUGGCGGACCUCAUCUAAAUCAGAAGUCACCUGUUCCCCCUUCAUUCCCUGGAAGUUUCUUUAUUUUCCUCUGGAUCCCCAUCCCACCCCACCCUGUCCCAUCGGGCCUCUAAUUUUAUUUUCUCCAGAGUCUGUGUUUUUAUUAUUUACUGCAUUCUCGUCAUUUUAAAAGUAGGUUUCAUUUUGUUUUGCCCUGCUGGAAUUGUUGAUGGAUUUGGGUGGUUUCCCCUUUUUUUUUUCUAUAGGGGCUCAAUGUAAUUUGCGCUUGUUUUGUAAAUAAAGAAAAA
Molecule: messenger RNA, 1604 nt
Organism: Sardina pilchardus (European sardine)
Lineage: Eukaryota; Metazoa; Chordata; Actinopteri; Clupeiformes; Clupeidae
Gene: eif4a3
Product: eukaryotic translation initiation factor 4A3
Exons: 12
Coding region: 115-1335 (406 amino acids)
Cellular component (GO): nucleolus; catalytic step 2 spliceosome
Molecular function (GO): RNA helicase activity; mRNA binding; ATP binding
Source: RefSeq, a predicted model, not a curated record